This is a messenger RNA of Coniosporium apollinis CBS 100218, 1041 nucleotides long. RefSeq lists its product as uncharacterized. The transcript has a single exon. Bases 1 to 1041 code for a protein of 346 amino acids. The record is from RefSeq and is a predicted model, not a curated record. Lineage: Eukaryota; Fungi; Ascomycota; Dothideomycetes.
AUGGCGCCAGCAAGAUCCAGGACACCUACGUCCAUACGCGCUUCCGACAGCCAUGAUCGAGUGGUUGAGCAACAACACGUCCAACCUCAGACACCAGCUUGCCGAGGUGGAGGUGGUUGUCGGAGUGUUGUGGCUAGAAAGUCCCGGUCGGCCUCUAGCCAUCGAUCGGCGCCGUAUCCGUAUGGCUUCGCCAACUGGCCGCGCUUCAACCUCCAAACGGGGACGCACGACCACUCUGAGAAGUUGUGGCCCGUCGAUCCUCCCGCCCAAGACCAGGUCUACAUGGAGGAAGACCCCUACAAGUUCAACGGCAAACAUGUGCGCCAUCUCAAGCACCGUAGCGAUGUGGUGCGAGCCUUCAGGCGCACGCCUGCCGAAUUAUGGGGCAGGCAAGCAAGGAACGGAGUCUGGAUGUGCAGCAUGGAAAGCCCGACAGUCAACCCGAUGGAUCUACUCAUCAACAAACCGUCGCCAGCAGCAAUGCCUCCACCGCCCAUCUUCAGACCUGAUAUGCAACCCACCGCAUCUCGCCUGCCUAUUUCGCGCGUUGUUUUUCGCCGUCCUGGGCUGACACCGCUCCCUGCUUCUGGCCUCAAACAGAUCGGAGUCUACUCCCAACAGCCACAGCCAGCUUCCCUCCUUACAAAAUUGACAGCAGACCAUACUUCAGGCACUCCGCCUGUCGUUGGCGUCAACAAGGCGCAAGUCCCCAUCGACACCCCACAUCUACACCAGGCCCCUCUUGCUGCAUAUUCGCCGCCAAGUAGCGCUUCGAGCACUCCAUCCGUUGGUCAAGCCAAUAAUGCACAGAUCAUGGCCCUAUCCCCAGGAUACCGCGCGCCGCCGGCCAUGAUGUCCGCUCAGGCGAGUAAUCCCUCAGCCAUGCAGCCAGUCGCGAUGUAUGGACACGCGCCGCCAGCUCCCAUGCUUGCGGCUCCCGGACCGCUCUAUGGGAUGUUGGUACCGCAUCUUCAGAACGAGAGUGUGCCAACUGGCUACCGAGUGGAUGUUCCUUCACGCGUUCAUGGCGGAAACCACUAG